This is a messenger RNA of Rhopilema esculentum, 2403 nucleotides long. Its product is annotated as D-lactate dehydrogenase, mitochondrial. NCBI's taxonomy places the organism in Eukaryota, Metazoa, Cnidaria, Scyphozoa, Rhizostomeae, Rhizostomatidae. Gene Ontology annotation, biological process: lactate catabolic process. Gene Ontology annotation, molecular function: D-lactate dehydrogenase (cytochrome) activity; FAD binding; D-lactate dehydrogenase (NAD+) activity. The record is from RefSeq and is a predicted model, not a curated record. Gene Ontology annotation, cellular component: mitochondrion.
UCACUCUUUGCAGCAAUAACAACAACAACAAACGAAACAGCUGUACUCAAGUGAAGGAAAUUAUUGGAAUGAAAGUAAGCCUGUUGGAGAAUGGAAUUCAGAUUGGCAAAGAAGGCUUCACCAAUUUUAUCCCAAAGUUGGAAACCAAUUUACAGAAGACUCUCUACUACUAGAUCAAGGCUUUGCCCGCUGUUACAAAAAACAAAGUCAAGGAAGUCUAUCCCUCUGCUGACUAGGCCCAAAUUUGAACAGCGCCAAUCAGGCGCUAUAUUAUGGAAAAGGAAUAAUAGCAUGGCCCCUGCAGCAGUGAUUGAAAGCCUUGAUUCAUUGAGGAAAAUCUGUGGUGCUGAAAAUGUUUCUACUUCAAUGUCUGUAAGAGAGCAUCAUAGUCAUGAUGAAUCUUAUCAUGAAUCUUUUAUGCCAAAUGCUGUGGUUUUUCCACAAAAUGUGGAACAAGUAAGUGAAGUUGUAAAGGUGUGCUACUCCAAGAAUGUCCAUAUUAUACCAUUUGGAACGGGAACUGGGCUAGAAGGUGGUGUCACUGCUACUCAGGGUGGAAUUUGUGUUGAUUUGACAAAAAUGGACAAAAUAAUUGAUCUGAACCCAGAGGACUUUGACGUCACUGUAGAGCCAGGUGUUAAACGAGAUGAUUUGAAUCACUACGUCAAGGAUGCUGGCCUUUGGUUUCCUGUAGAUCCUGGGGCAGAAUGCUCCUUAUGUGGCAUGGUUGCUACAAGUGCCUCAGGAACAAAUGCUGUCAGAUAUGGCACAAUGCGGGAGAAUGUGAUGAACUUAGAAGUGGUUCUUGCUGAUGGGAAAAUAAUCCACACUGCAGGAAAAGACCGCCGCACCAAAAAGACUGCUGCUGGAUACAAUUUAACAAAUUUGUUUGUUGGAUCUGAGGGAACACUGGGUUUGAUAACGAAAGCUACGCUGAGACUGUACCCAAUACCCGAAACAAUCGUUGCAGCUGUUUGCAGUUUUCCAACAAUUAAAGAUGCGGUGGACUCUGUUGUUAUGAUUCUUCAAUGUGGGAUACCAAUUGCUCGCAUCGAGCUAAUGGACGAUCUUGCUAUGGAGAUGUGCAAUAAGUACUCUGGGACAGAUUAUACGGUUGCCCCUUCUCUGUUUCUUGAGUUCCAUGGCAGCGACAAAAGUGUCGAAGAUCAGCUUGAAAAAACAAAUGAAAUUGUGAACAUGAACGAAGGAUCAAACUUCUUUUGGGCAAAAGAGAUGGAAGAAAGGAACCGUUUGUGGAAAGCAAGACACAGCAUGUACUACGCCGCACUUGCAUUUAAACCGGGCUGCAAAGGAAUAGUAACUGAUGUUUGUGUUCCGAUUUCCAACCUUCCUGAGCUAGUUACGGCGGCAAAAGAAGACGCGGUAUCAUCAAAUUUAGUCACACCAGUUCUGGGCCAUGUUGGGGAUGGCAAUUUUCAUUGCUUUGUGAUCGUCGAUCCUAAAGACCCAGACGAAAUUUCAGCAGCCAAGCAUUUCCACGAGAGACUAGCCAGGCAUGCGCUGUCUCUGAACGGAACCUGCACAGGGGAACACGGAAUAGGAAUCGGCAAAAUGAAGUUACUGCAGGAGGAGCUUGGACACGACACAUUCAACGUAAUGAAACAGAUUAAAAAAGCUUUGGAUCCGAAAAACAUUCUUAAUCCUGGGAAAGUGCUUGAUUUUUAUUAUUGAGUUUUAUUCAAUAGCUGCUUUUGUAAAUAAAGAAUUAAAAUAUGCUUGAUAGAAGCUGUCCGCGAAACUAAAUUUUAUUCAAUCAAUUGACUCAUUUCAUCACAUACACGAGUAAAGGUUUUAUUGGAUUUCUUUUUUGUACGCAUCACAGAUUUAGCAUGUCUGUGUCAGAGGUGGAAAUUACGGGGGUAGCUUUUGCUAAAUGAUCUGUUUAGACACAGUUUUUAGGGCUUUUGUCGGCAAAUUUUUUCAUUUGUCAACAAAUUUGCUUGUUUUUGGAGGUUUUGCCCUCCCUACAAUGAAUUUCCGCCUCUGGUCUGUGAAGAUAACUUAUACCAAUGACGUCACCACACGUGUAAAGAAAAAGCCAAACAAACAAAAAUAAGUUGUCAAUUUGUUCCUUGGCUAUUUUCUAUCAUGAUUGUUAUAAUUAUGCACAAUAUUUGUUACAGAAUCGUCUUAAGUUGAUUAUUUAUUUUGUACUCUCUUCCUGCCAUGUCAAAUACAACAAAGUAUGCUAUUUAUAAUAAAUAUCAACCAAAUACUUGACCAAAUUUAAGUACAGAUGACACAAUCACCCUUAGUUUUGUUUGCCUUUAUUUGUCCACCUGGGCUCUUUUUAUCAAAGUUCUCAGUAUGUUGAUGUAAGUCUUGCAGUUUGUUUGCACCCGUCCUUUUAAAAUUUUCAAUCUGUCCAUAUUGAUUGCUAAA